GCGGCGGCAGCGGCCGGAGGCCGGGGAGGCGGCAUUGGCGGAGCUGGGAGGCGGCCCCGGCGCAGGAUUCGUCAUUCCUAAGCCUUGGGCCAAUGGAGGAGAAGGAAAAGCCUCAGAGAUACCACAGGAGGAGGGGCUGUAAACCCAGCCCAGGGAGCUGCAAGAAGGAAAGAACCCCUCUGUGCCAGGAAGGUGGCCCAAGGUCCAGCCGGGGCUCGGAGCUGGUGGAGAAGCCCCACAAGUGCUUGGAAUGUGGGAAGGGCUUCAGCCAGAGCUCCCACCUUGUCCGGCACCAGAUGGUCCACACUGGGGAACAGGUGGACCUACCCUACAAGUGUGGGGAAUGUGAGAAGAGCUUCAGAGACAGCUCCAACCUGAUCCGGCACCUGAGGAUCCACACUGGGGAACAGCCCUAUGAGUGUUUUGAGUGUAAGAAGAGCUUCAGACAGAGCUGCAGCCUGAUGGAACACCGGAGGUUCCACACUGGGGAAAAACCCUACGAGUGUUUGGAGUGUGGGAAGAGCUUCGGGUGGAACUCCGACCUGAUCCGGCACCAGAGGACCCACACUGGCGAGAGGCCCUACGAGUGUCCUGAGUGUGGGAAGAGGUUUCGGAGCAGCUCACAUCUCCUCCUGCAUCAGCGGACUCACACAGACGAGAAGCCCUUCCGCUGCCCCGACUGCGGGAAGGGCUUCAACCGUAACUCCCACCUGACCCUGCACCGGCGCAUCCACACCGGGGAGAGGCCCUAUAAGUGUCCUGAGUGUGGGAAGAGCUUCUCCUCCAGCUCUGGCUUGACCCAGCACCAACGGAGGCACCAGUAAGGUGAACGGUUAAAACCAAAACUCAAGGACAAAGCCUCUCUUACUAGCCAAAUUUAGAAAGCGGUAUGUUUAUGACGCUGGCGGUACUGUGGGGCUCAUCCCCGAAAUGCGUGACUGCACUGCACAAGGUUCUUUGCCUUGUAUUUAUUUCCCAAAAUAAUACAUAUGCACAACCCCAGCACCUCCCAUCUUCACUCUGUGUUAAAAUGAGGUUAUUAGUCUUUCAUAUGUGCGCAAUUCUUCUCUUGAAUUGGGUCGGUGGUCUCAAACUGGGUCAGUGGUCCCAGGGAUGAAGUCAGGAAAGUCUUCGUCAGGUCUCUGUGACCCUCUGGCACAAUCCAAGGCCCCCUGCUUCGUGAUGGAUUAACAUAGAGUCCAGGUGCUGGGCAUUGUUCUACUGGUUUCAAUAUGUUCCUCUAAUGGUUCACUUGCUCCACUUCUUUCUACAAAUGAGCUCAUAAUAUAACAAUUAGCUUUACCUUAAGCAUCUAAUAAUCAUUAACCUAUUGUUGGUGUAUCUAACUUCAAUAUGAAUUGGUUCUAACCCUCAGCUAAAAUCUUAACCCUUUAAAAUCAAUUCAAAGGGAAGCCCUGUGAGUGGCCCAAGUGCAGGAAGAGCUUCAUGCGCUGCUUCAACUCCAUCCCCUGUGGAGACUCGGGGGCCUGCCAAUGGGGCUGUAACGCCUCACCUCUGGUGGGGCAGAAACAAGCAGGGAGAAGCACCCCUCUUAGGUUAGGGUUAGAGGAGCCCUCCCUCCCACAGGCCUCUGCAGGCACAUGUAAUGUGUUAAAUUUCAUUGGUUUACUCAGUUGACAUUACCCCUGUUCAGCCCCUUUUUACCAUAUUCGUAUCCCCCUAGAAUGUUCUUCCAUCUCCUGAUCCCCAUUGGCCCCAGUUUGCUGCAGCGUUCUGCUCCUGUUAUACCACUGGUUCCCCUAGUUCGCUGCCCUUCCUGUUCGCAUUGAUCCUUGACCUUCAGAUCCACCCGUUUUUCCGUAUUUGACCCUGUGUCCUCAAUCCUGCUGGGUCUUUGUCCCUGGGUCCUCUUCGUGGCAAUAAAGGGCUUUCAGAUCUCCAAAGAAAGACCUGUCCCUUGCCUUCUUCACCAGCUCCUUUAGCAAGCGUGCUCCAGGCCUUGAAGGUGCAGGUCGCUCACUGGGACUCGUUGAGGUGCGCUGCUUCAGUCUCCCCUUGGAGGAUCUGCUCUGGAUGAUCCCAGGUGCCCCCCCGUUGGGAAGAGCUCUGGUGACCCCCAUUUUGCAUGAUCUCUAUUUGGUGGGGGGAAGGUGUUGGACAGAUUUCUUUCCCUUCUCCUUGUCUUGCUGUGAUUUGGUUGGUAAUAAAUUCACUCCCUGUACCCAGGCUGGGUCUGUUUUGCCCAUGCUGGUGCCUGGGGCAGAAUUUCUCCCAGUUUUCUCUUCACUUCUGGGCUUUUCCUUGUAUUUCCUUUCCCUGUGCAGUUGCAGAGGGCAAGGAUGGAGCAGUUUUGGUGGCUCCCAGCAUUCUGGCAGGACCAGACCUGCGCAGCCCCAAGGUUCCAAGGGGCUUCUGGGGGUCCCCCAUUUGUGGGUGUCUUGGUUUGGAAAGACAGAUGUCUGCUAAGGAAGGCAGAAGUCUCCCCUGAACUGGAAACUGUAAGCCCCCUCCCUCCCUCCCAAUUGUUAUAAAUUUGAAAUUAAGGGGGACACUCAGGCAAAGAUAUGGGAGCAGGAAUAACAGUUCUUUAUUAGGGAAGAAAAUAAAGAAUAGAAUAAACAAUGCAGUGAACCAAAACAACACUGACAGAGUCAGAAUACGACCUGACACCCUAUUGGUCAGGGUCUUGGUAGCAGUCCAAUCAGAAUAGUGGCUGCAGUCCUCCUGGAGUGGCAAUUGUGGUUCUGUUGGAGCAGUGAUCCUGUAGAAGUGUGUAGUCUUCCUCUCAAGAUCCAGUGGAAAAGGCAGCUGUUCCUCUGGGAAUCCAGUGUAAAGGCUGUUCUGGUGUCCCAAAAGCUCAGAUUAUAUCCAGUUAGGAAUGCUUGGCUCCUCUCUCUGGGCGGAGCACCUUACUAUGGGAUGCUGUAAUUUUUAUAAGUCAUGCAGUGACAUUCAAUAGCCCAGCAGAUGCCUCCCCGGAGGGAGGAUUGGUUUGUGGAAGAGGUAAAGAAAACUGCCCAAUUAACAGAAGAUAACUGCCCAACCUCUAACAGAUGGCAAAUAGAAUACACAUUGCCUUGCAGUCUAGGACAGUGGGACAUCCCUGCUGGAGGAGAGUGUCCCCCCUUGGUGCAGCCCCAGCCCUUGGGCAGUGUUCAGCCAAGCAGAGAACACUCUCAGCUGGGGCCUCAUUUCUGGGCACACUUGAGCCCCUGGACAUCUCAGUACCCAUCUUGGAGUUCACCUGAGUUUCUGAAUAUCUGGAACCCCAUUUUUAGAGCUGUUUUGUGUUUGCACAGCCUGUUUUUUUGUAGCAGGGGUGGGUUCUGAGAGAAGCUACUGGAAGCUUCUUCCAUGUCUGGCAGAGAAAUUCCCUGGUGGUUCCAAAGAUGGAGGUGCUGGAUGCAGAGAUCCCCCCACAGCCCCUGGAGAUCCACAGGGAUGCAGAGAUCCUCACACUCCCAGUGCUUCUCACUUCAUUCCCUGCCCCUCUGAGUGCCCUCCAUCCAUCCACCCUCUAGUCCCUUCCAGUUCUCAUCCAGGCCAUCCAAGUCCCAGUCUAUUCUGCUCAGUUCAGUCCCAGUCCCUUCCUGUUCAAGCCCAGUCCCUGGGAUUCCCUCCAUCACUCCCGGUCCAUUUCCAGUCCCUUUCCAGUUCAUUCUCAUUCCUUCUCAGUCCACUUAGAUCUGCCCCUGCCCUCUCAGUGCUCCCCAACCUGCUCCACUCUCUCUUAGUGCCACCCCAUUCCAUUCCCCAUCCCUCUCAGUGCCACAACAGCCCUACACCCUCUUUCUCCCCAUACCCCGCCACUAUCUCCCUGCUCUCUCCCACUGCCCCCUAGUGUGUCCAUCUCACUGGUGCCGUGGAGCUCCCAGGCCAGCCCCAGCUGCCUACUCUGCUCUAUGAUGAAUUUUCACCCUGCAUAGGUGCAGCUGAGGUGGCUCCAGGGCCAGCAGGAGCUCUUGGGUCACAUGCUGGCCACUAAUGUGGUCCCCAGUGGGGACUGGACCUACCAGCUCCUGGUUCUGCUGGAAACCUC
Molecule: messenger RNA, 4000 nt
Organism: Vidua chalybeata
Lineage: Eukaryota; Metazoa; Chordata; Aves; Passeriformes; Viduidae
Product: zinc finger protein 774-like
Exons: 2
Coding region: 93-824 (243 amino acids)
Biological process (GO): regulation of transcription by RNA polymerase II
Molecular function (GO): RNA polymerase II cis-regulatory region sequence-specific DNA binding; DNA-binding transcription factor activity, RNA polymerase II-specific
Source: RefSeq, a predicted model, not a curated record